AUGACGGACAAAACGGAUUUCAAUGUGACAUACAGGGGACCCGUUCAGGAUGGCGCUACAAAAAGCAUCCGAUCGGAGAACCGAUUGGAUGAAGAGACUGGAAGAGAUCCUUUGUCUACACCAUUAAAACGCCAGCUCAAGUCUAGACAUCUACAGAUGAUUGCUAUUGGAGGCAUUAUCGGUCCUGGUCUGCUAGUGAGCUCGGGCAAAGCCCUGCACGAUGGUGGACCCGCGGGGUCUUUGAUUAGUUUCUCACUGGUCGGCAUUAUCGUCUUCUUUGUCAUGCAAUCGCUGGGUGAGAUGGCUACGCUGAUCCCUGUGACUGGAUCGUUCACCGAGUAUGCUGAGCGCUUUAUUGAUGACUCUCUGGCGUUUGCAUUGGGGUGGGCGUAUUGGUACUUGUGGGUGACUGUACUCGCAAAUGAAUACAAUGCGAUAUCUCUGGUUAUUGGGUACUGGACAGAUGUUGUUCCGCAAUGGGGCUGGAUCUUAAUCUUUUGGGUGAUGUUCCUUACCCUCUCGAAUCUGGGGAUUUUGGCCUAUGGCGAGAUGGAAUUUUGGCUGUCUCUCAUCAAGGUCUUGGCCUUGAUUGUAUUUUUCAUUCUCGCCAUUUGCAUCAGCGCAGGUGGCAUUGGCCCGCGUGCUAUUGGAUUUCAAUAUUGGCAUGCCCCCGGGGCGUUUGCAGAUUCAAUCAAUGGUGUUGCAAAGACCUUUGUUGUUGCGGGAACAUUGUAUGCCGGGACUGAGAUGGUUGGUAUCACCGCCGGAGAAUCAGCGAAUCCCGAAAAAGCAGUACCCAAGGCUAUCAAGCAGGUCUUUUGGCGUAUCUUGAUUUUCUACGUUGGUACUAUAUUCUUUAUUGGAAUGCUCAUCCCAUGGAAUGAUAAGAGAUUAUUGGGCACGUCAUCCAAGACAGCCAGCUCUCCCCUGACAAUCUCGUUAGAGGAUGCUGGGAUCCUCCCGGCCGCUCACCUCAUUAACGCCCUCAUCGUGAUCAGUGUCAUUUCUGCAGGAAACAGCUCGCUUUAUGUGGCAUCUAGGACACUGCUUUUCCUUUCUCGCAAUGGAAAGGCUCCCAAGUUCAUUGGCCGGACCAAUCGCCUAGGAGUCCCAUGGGUGGGCCUGGUAGUAACCAACGUCUUCGCAUGCAUUGUAUUUUUGGAGCAGUCCUCUAGUGCUGGGCGCGUUUACUCCGCAUUAAUCACUCUUUCAGGAGUUGCCACCUUUAUUGUUUGGUCGGUAAUAGGACUUGCACAUAUUCGAUUUCGGCAAGCCCUGGUCGCGCAAGGCGAAGACCCAUCAAAGCUCCCAUUCCGAGCUCUCUUCUACCCAUAUGGCACCUACCUCUCGCUGGCAGCAAACGUGUUCCUUAUCUUCUUCCAGGGAUAUACUUGCUUCCUCAACCCCUUCAGCUCGACUGACUUUGUGAUCAACUACAUCCUGAUCCCCGUUUUUGUGUUAUUCGUGAUUGUGUAUAAGUUCUGGAAUAGAACACGUGUCGUCCGGCUCGAAGACAUGGAUCUCUGGACCGGGCGGAGGGAGCAGGUUGAUUUGGAAGAACCAGAGUCUCCUAAAAGGUCGCCACGUGGUGGUCUCGCAUCUGUUCCGUUGUUAUAG
Messenger RNA from Penicillium coprophilum, 1617 nucleotides. RefSeq names its product amino acid permease. The coding region runs from base 1 to 1617 and encodes 538 amino acids. Gene Ontology annotation, cellular component: membrane. Gene Ontology annotation, molecular function: amino acid transmembrane transporter activity. The transcript has 8 exons. Lineage: Eukaryota; Fungi; Ascomycota; Eurotiomycetes; Eurotiales; Aspergillaceae. Gene Ontology annotation, biological process: amino acid transmembrane transport. The record is from RefSeq and is a predicted model, not a curated record.